AUGGUGGAGAUAAGAGAGGAGUCAUCUGAGCCAUUUAAUCCCUCCUCAUCGGCCAGCUCAUCGAGAGCGCAACCAAGCAGACCAUCGCAGGGCACUAUAUCGAUCUCGCAAUAUGUUACCGAAAAUCUCAUGGAUUGCUGUCUUUUGGCAACGCGGUUAAUGACAUUAUUUUUCACGAUAUGUUAUCUGCUACCGUUUAUAUCACCUGUGGCUCCAGAUUCUGCUUAUUACAAAGCUUUCGCUGCAGCAGCUGCAACAAAUGCUUUGCGAAUGCAGCAAAGAGUUGGGACUGUUUCGUUUACUCGUGAAUUUUUCUCCCGUCUUCUCCUUGAGGAUAGCUGCCACUACUUAUUCUACGCAAUUCUUUUUCUGACAUCUGCACCAGUGACUAUGGCUCUUCUACCUGUCUCCUUAUUCGCUGCUUUGCAUUCGGCUUCACAGCUGGUAAAAUUACUGACGGCGAUUGGAUAUGGAGGCUCAGCAGUCACUGCUCGUUUGACUUCGUUAGCUCAACAGCAUACGGCAAACUGCCUCGGAAUCAUCGCUUGUGGCGAAAUUUUCCUCAUUCCGGUUCUCAUUUCCAUGAUUUUCGUACAAGCGUUCGCGCAAAUGCGCUAUUCUUUGGAUCAAGUGGCAGUAUCUCCCAACUGUCCUCAAGUGAUACGAUCACUGAUUAAUCAUUCCGUGGCAUUCAUCUCUCGGCUUGCUCCGGUUGUUUGA
This is a messenger RNA of Cooperia oncophora, 720 nucleotides long. NCBI's taxonomy places the organism in Eukaryota, Metazoa, Nematoda, Chromadorea, Rhabditida, Trichostrongylidae. The record is from the annotation of a GenBank genome assembly.